Cuscuta europaea is the source of this 322-nucleotide messenger RNA. The record is from the annotation of a GenBank genome assembly. Lineage: Eukaryota; Viridiplantae; Streptophyta; Magnoliopsida; Solanales; Convolvulaceae.
CUUCUGCAGUCAUUCUCGCUCGUCAUUCCCUUCCUUUUUUCUUUUCGCCGACUUCGUAUAUUUUUUCCUUCCCUGCCAUCAUCUUUUCUUGCACCGACAUCAUCUUUUGUUUCUUUCCUUCCCAGCUAGCCAUCCUCGUUUCUUCCACAACCAUCAUCUUUUCUUUCUCUCCUUCCCUUCCACCAUCUUUUCUUCUUCGACCAUCCAUUCUUAUUGUUAUCUUUUACAUUUGUCUUGUUGUUAUGUUUUUUUAUUUCACUUUGUUUUGUUUUGUCUUUUUUGUACUUCUUUUCCUUUCUUUAUUUUUUGUUUACUUCUUUUC